ACGCCCUUCAGAGGAACCAUUGGGUCAGUCGUAAUAUGAACCGCCAUCCUUCCCCCCUCACGACACAUGUCGCAAUUUGUCGCCAUUCGUCGCAAUCACACAUGUAACGUAGACGUCCACGCCUUUCCCGUUUCGGCACACAACCGCACCCGUCCUCCCCAUCCCCUAUAUAUACCUCUCCCCACCUACCCAUCAUUCAACCCCUCCGCCUCUUCACCCGCUCAUUCACCUACAUCCCCCUUGGCAUGCCCACCGCAAAACCCCUCCGCGCCGAAACCCUCGCCGCCAUGGUCCGCUCAGACCCCACCCCCUCCUCCCUCCGCAUCAUCGACGUCCGCGACGACGACUUCGAAGGCGGACAUAUCCACGCCGCGACAAAUGUGCCCUCAUCUGAGUUGACGGGUCGGUUGGGCGAGUUGGUUGAUGAGUUGAAGGGGGUGGAGAAAGUCGUGUUUCAUUGCGCGCUGAGUCAAGUCCGGGGACCGAAAGCUGCGAGACUAUAUCUCGAGGCCAAAGAUCUGUUGUCAGAAGGAAAGAAGGAGCAUGAUCUACAGGGUCACGCUACGGAUACGACUGAAUCGAAGGAGGAGGGGAAGGAGCAGGAGGUGUAUGUGUUGGUCGGUGGAUUCUAUGAGUGGCAGAAGCGGUAUGGACAGGAGAAGGAUUUGACGGAGGAGUGGGAGCCUGAGAUGUGGAAGAACUAUCAAGGUUGAUAUGGAAGUCGACUUAAGGUCGGAUCCGCAAGGAUCUUCAACCAGGGAGGCAGUUUGUGUGUAACUGACGAUGUUUAGACAAGAAC
Saitoella complicata NRRL Y-17804 is the source of this 799-nucleotide messenger RNA. RefSeq names its product Rhodanese-like protein. Gene Ontology annotation, cellular component: cytoplasm; nucleus. Bases 246 to 713 code for a protein of 155 amino acids. NCBI's taxonomy places the organism in Eukaryota, Fungi, Ascomycota, Saitoellomycetes, Saitoellales, Saitoellaceae. Gene Ontology annotation, molecular function: protein tyrosine phosphatase activity. The transcript is spliced from 2 exons. The record is from RefSeq and is a predicted model, not a curated record.